Messenger RNA from Rhipicephalus sanguineus (brown dog tick), 1050 nucleotides. RefSeq lists its product as uncharacterized. Bases 18 to 920 code for a protein of 300 amino acids. The transcript has 7 exons. Lineage: Eukaryota; Metazoa; Arthropoda; Arachnida; Ixodida; Ixodidae. The record is from RefSeq and is a predicted model, not a curated record.
UAGCGCUAAACGUAAAGAUGCGCGUUGGGGUGCCCGCGUGCUUGCUGCUUAUGGUGUGCUCAAUCAACGCGCAACUUGAUCAGAUCCGAAGACGACCCUUCUCGUCGCCUGCAACAGGCUGCCUAGAGAACCGGCUUCUUCGGCUGCGGCUCGAAUGCGAAGGUUCACUCGAUGACGUGGCACGACUCAGGAUGAAAAGGGACCAAUCGGAAUCAUGCCGAAAACUUCGCAAGUAUAUAACGUGCAUCGACAUGGCGCUAACGUCAACAAAGUGUCGCAGAGACCGCUACGUUUUUGGUCGGGAAGUGGAACGCCGCAAGCGCCAAGUGGAGACCUACAACUGGGACUGCAGUUUACAAAUGCAAAACUACGACUACGUCAUGUGCGACAGCAAAACUCUUUUGAACCGCCAUCUUGCUUGCGGCACAACUUUCGACAGGUCGAUUGUCAACCUAAACUUCGAGCUUGAUGAGGACAAAGAAAAACUCUGCAGCUCGCUGACAGACUACAAGCACUGUGUAACACCUCUGAUAAAGAACGACGCUUGCUCUGGAAACAAAAACCUCAUCUCAAGACUACUUCACUUCUCAAGAGCUGUGGUGGGAGAGUACCAGACAUCUUGCAAGACGAUAGCCAUGAAACACAUGAUGCAAGCUCGUCAAGUUGAGGAAACAGCGUGCCUCCCCGAGGACUUGAGAGAGAAAGUGCUUACCUGCCAGCAGAGCGCCUACCGCACUAUUCGCGCACGGGAUGUGCACAGCGAGACGGACAUUUGCGAGGAACUGGACCUCAUGAAAGAAUGCAUCGAAAACGCUCUCAAAGAAACCAGCUGCUCACGUGACAUUACCUCGAUGCGGGUUGCAAACGACACGACGGCGGAAUCAUACGCUCGGUACAACGUCAAGUGCCGCAGGUUCUGACAUAAAGUGAUUAUCUCCAGCUGCGCCAGCUCGCUUACUGCACGCAUCUGCUCACUCCCUGACACCUCCAUUGACUCGGUUAACCUCCUCCUCAUGUCACGCAGCAAACAAUAAACAUCGUUUCUUGUCU